Molecule: messenger RNA, 1225 nt
Organism: Spea bombifrons (plains spadefoot toad)
Lineage: Eukaryota; Metazoa; Chordata; Amphibia; Anura; Pelobatidae
Gene: SDCBP2
Product: syndecan binding protein 2
Exons: 9
Coding region: 95-976 (293 amino acids)
Cellular component (GO): cytoplasm; plasma membrane
Molecular function (GO): protein binding
Source: RefSeq, a predicted model, not a curated record
GUCACAACUGCCCCUCCCUGGGGAGGCUUCAUAAAGCAGGCAGGGCAGGUAUCGGCUCAGAUCCCAGGGAGCAGCGCGACGGCACAGGUUCAUAAUGUCUCUCUACCCGUCUCUAGAGGAUCUGAAGGUGGACAGAGCCCUGCAGGCUCAGUCCAACCAGGUAACCCCCAGGAUGGCUCCUGCGGCUCUGACGGCACCGGCGGCCCCCGUCGGACAAGCUCUGUAUCCGAACCUGGCCGAGCUGUCUAAUUACAUGGGUCUGUCUCUGACGGACGAGGAGAUCCUGCUCAAUAUGUCUCUGGUCCCAAGCGGCGAUAAUACGGUCGCGGUCCCUCACGCCAUCGCCGGCGGUCUUGUGGCCCCCGUGACGGGUAAUGACGUCGGCCUGAGACGAGCGGAGAUUAAAUGCGGCAUCCGGGAGGUGAUUCUGUGCAAAGAUGAGAACGGGAAGGUGGGCCUGAGACUGCGAGCUGUGGACAAGGGUAUCUUCGUGCAGCUGGUUCAGGCCAAUUCUCCGGCGUCUCUGGUGGGCUUGAGGUUUGGAGACCAGAUUCUGCAGCUUGACGGACAAAGCUGCGCCGGCUGGACCAGUGACCGGGCGCACAAAGCGUUAAAGAAAGCCGGCCAGGACCGGAUCAGUGUGGUGGUCCGGGACCGCCCCUUCCAGCGCACAGUCACCCUGCAGAAGGACAGCACAGGACACGUGGGGUUCAUUUACAAGAAAGGACAGAUCACGUCGCUGGUGAAAGAUGGAUCCGCGGCCCGAAACGGCCUCCUCACCAACCACUAUCUGUGCGAAAUCAACGGGCAGAACGUCAUCGGACUCAAGGAUCGUCAGGUUGGGGAAAUCCUGGCCAACUGCGGGCGGACGGUGACCGUGACCGUCAUCCCCAGCGUCAUCUACGAGCACAUCGUGAAAAGAAUGUCUACAGGACUCAUAAAAAAUUCAAUGGACCACUCCAUCCCUGAGGUGUGAAGGACCCCUGUGGAUCUGCGUCCAGUCGGGGUCAAAAUCAGGACCCUAUCGUCACUACGCACUUUGAGUUCCUGCACGGGACGGUUAUACACAGGGUCUUUCCUGGGGAGGGCGGGGGCAGUGUCUGUUCCAGGCUGCGCCGGCCAGAAUCAGGACCCCUGGGACCACCUGCCUCGGGAGAUCUCCUGUUAGUCUUUAUCUUUGUUUUUUUCUGUAUACUGAAAUGUCUUUAAUACAGUGUAAAACCUU